AAGCGUUGCAUGGGAAGGCGAAAGCAAUACCCAUCGAAGAGGUCGGGGGGCUGAGGUCAAGCUCGCUCCAGGUUCCAGCGCUGUGGGUGGGAUCCAAAGUUUGUUUACUUAUCACACUUCAACUCACACACCUAACUUCCACAUCAACAUGGGGGGCUUGGACGGGGCUGGAGCUUGGCCGGGGCAGCAUAAUUGGCACAUGGUAAUUUAUACCCAGGUGAGAGACCUGGGUCUGCGUCGUGACAUUGCGGAUAAUUUGGAUUCGGACCGUGCUUACUGUGUAUGUAGGUAUACUUGUGAGUCUGUGACAAUACGUGCGUGGGAAGUAUUAUUGUGCUCACGUUUUGUGGAUAUUUUCCCAUGUGACGACCUCAUCGUCCAUCAUCAUCAUCAGGGUUUCUCAUCAAGGUCAACUUCAUUGGAUAUCAUUGCACGUCACAUUCAAAGACGAAUGGUUGGCUGUCGGUGUCGUGGGAUUGUCCAUCUUUGCCUCCUCGCGUGGGUAAUUCUGACUCGGAGGAAGGCUUGCACUGCCUAUCUCGAAGACAUGGUAUCAUCAUAUCAUGGAAUUGUUGGAACUGUAUCAUGGGGAACCCUCGAGUUAACAAAUGCAAAUAUGAUAACUAUGAGGUCAACUACCACCUACUAUUACAGACAUAGUCAUAGUCACCGUCGUAGGAGAAGCUGCACUGCUGCUGCACCGUAGAUCGAAGCAUUAGAUCCGAAAGGCAAUGCAUGCACUAAACCGAACGAACGCUCAAGCAACUUCAGUACCUACCUCCUAUGUACGGAACGCUCAAGCAACUUCAGU
Molecule: messenger RNA, 811 nt
Organism: Aaosphaeria arxii CBS 175.79
Lineage: Eukaryota; Fungi; Ascomycota; Dothideomycetes; Pleosporales
Exons: 1
Coding region: 149-706 (185 amino acids)
Source: RefSeq, a predicted model, not a curated record